GGUGAUGUCGCGGAAUGGAGGGCUGUCGGAGAAUUGGCCGUCAUGGUCGUGGACAGGAUUUGCGGCGAUUGGCCAGAGCUUCAGCGAGCUUCCAAUGUCCUUGCGUUAAGUCCGACGCCAGCGAUAAUUUUCUGGGACGCGCGGGUGCAGCGUCGCGUUGGCGUGUUGCGGUGCAGGACAAGCCACAGCAACGUGCCAGCCGUCAACCCGACCCAUAGAGUGCCAGUGGUCAGCCCGACCCAUAGAGUGCCAGUGGUCGACCCGACCCAUAAAGUGCCAGCGGUCAACCACUGCAGAGUAACAGCGGUCAACCACUGCAGAGUGACAGCCGUCAACCACUGCAGAGAGACAGCCGUCAACCACUGCAGAGUGACAGCGGUCAACCACCGCAGAGUGGCAGCCGUCAACGACCCUCACUCGGCAGCAUGCGCCCUGCUCUGCGACAGGCCAGGACGCUGCUGAACCACGAUGCGCGGCAGGCCGCGAUCCCGACGUUCCUCUGUCCAGCGCUGCUGAGACCUGCCAGCCAGCCGCCUCGCCGCCCUGCAAGGCCUGCACAGCGCUUCUCAACAUUCGGGCGAGCGCAACAGGAGGCCCCGACACCCGUCCACUCCCCCGAGACCAUCGAGCGCGCGCCCCUCGAUGCGAAUGCGCCCCCGAACAGCACGCGGCCGGCGCAGAGGUCGCUGCCCAGGGCGUGUCCUGGAUGUGGAGCGCCGUCGCAGCUGUACGACAAGGCCGAGGCGGGCUUCUACAACGUCGACAGGGGCGCGGUGCGGGCGUACCUGGCCUGGGACCCCGCCAGAGUCCGGGAAGCCAGAGUCCAAGCCACGCAGGAAGACGACGUCUACUCGAGAGCGCUAAAGGACGCCGACCCCGCCCUUCUGGAAGAGCUGGGCGUGCUGGACGCGCCGGACGCGCCCACUGUCGCCGAGGCGCCGUCGCCAGACACGCCCGUCUGCGACCGCUGCCACAACCUGGUCCACCACAGCGUCGGCACGCCAAUCCACCACCCCACCGUCGAGUCGAUCCAGGCCACGCUGUCCGAGUCGCCCCACCGCCGCAACCACAUCUACCACGUCGUCGACGCCGCCGACUUCCCGCUCUCCAUCAUCCCCAAUCUCCAGUCCUCGCUGCGCAUCCCCAAACUGCGCACGCAGAACCGGCGCGCCAAGCACAAGGGGUGGGUGGCCAACGACCGCAUCGCCGAAGUCAGCUUCAUCGUCACGCGGGCCGAUCUGCUGGCGCCGAAGAAAGAGCAGGUCGACACGCUCAUGCCCUACGUCACAGAGGUGCUGCGCGACGCGCUGGGCCGCGACAACAGCAAGGCCCGUCUGGGGAACGUGCGGCUCGUCAGCGCAAAGCGCGGCUGGUGGACAAAGGAAGUGAAGGAGGACAUUUGGGACCGCGGCGGCGCAGGCUGGAUGGUCGGCAAAGUCAACGUGGGCAAGUCUCAUCUGUUCGAGGCCGUCUUCCCCAAGGGCCGCGGCGCAGACUACCAGGACGUGCGCACGAUCCGCAGCGCCGCCGAGCGCGAGGCCAUGAUGAGCGCCGCGCAGUCGGUCCAAGACGUCGCGCGCGUGCAGAAGCAGCUCGCAGACGACGACGCCGAGACGGAACGCUACAACAAGCGCCCAAGCCAGCACCUCCACCAGCCGCCCCGAGCCCUCGAGCGGGACGCCGAGGAAGAGGAAGACGAGGAAGAGGACCCAGACGCCCUCCUCCCUCCCCCGCAGCCGUACACGCCCUACCCCGUCCUCCCCAUCGCGUCCUCCCUCCCCGGCACAACCGCCUCGCCCAUCCGCAUCCCGUUUGGCAAGAACCGCGGCGAGCUCGUCGACCUGCCCGGUCUGGCGCGCACGUGGCCCGGCCUGGAGACGUUUGUGCAGCCCGCCCACCACCAGGACCUGGUCAUGACCUCGCGCCUCAACGCCGAGCGCCUGUCGCUCAAGCCCGGCCAGAGCCUGAUCCUCGGCGGCGGCCUGCUCCGCAUCACCCCGGUCACACAAGACACCGUCUUCCUGGUCCACGCCUUUGUCCCCCUCCACGCACACGUCACGCGCACCGAGAAAGCAGCCGCGUACCAGACACAAACCUCGGACCGCCAGCUGCAGGUGCCGCCCAUCCUAGCCCCCAACGUAGGCGACAAGAUGGCCUCGGCCGGCCGCUUCGCACUUUGCUUCGACGCGACCAAGAAACUCGCCGGCCCGCUGACCAGCCCCGUCGCCGCCAAAAUGAAACCCGAAAACCUCCCCUUCCGCGUCUGGAGCAUCGACGUCCUGCUCGAGGGCGUCGGCUGGCUCGAGGUCAGCGCCCAGACGCGCCGCCCGCAGGGCUGGUCGCCACCGGGGAUGCGCAAGAAGGAUCCGAAUCACGCGCGGCAUGCGCGCGAGGCGCGCAUGCGCGAGGAAAAAGAAUACAAGGACCGGAAAUUCGCUGCCAUUGCUGCCGCCGAGCAGCAGGCAGGCGGCGGUGUCGAGGACGCGCUGUCGCGCGCGUUUGCGCCGACGCCGACGCAGAUGCAGACGCAGACGCAGACGCCGACGCCGACACAAACGCCGACGCCGACGCAGACGCAGGAGCAUGGCGACGCCAUGGCGGACUGGCAGGACGCAUAUCCCGAGAUCGAGGUCUUCUCGCCGCUGGGCCGGUUCGUCGGCGUGCGGCGGCCCAUGUGCGCGUCUGUCGUCAUGGGGCCGAAGCAGGUCAGCAGCCGCGAGAGGGUUGCGCGCCCGCGCCGCAGCAUGAGGAGCGUUAAGCGGCAGCGGAAGCCUGGGGGUGGGGAGUAGUGUUGCGGGGAGAGAGAAUGGGGUGCUGCGGGGAGAGAGAAUGGGGUGCUGUGUGCUGUGUGACGGCGUUACAGGUGUUUCUCGUAGCAUAGCGAGGGCGUGGACUGUAGAGUGUAAAUUAGAUGGGACUGUAAUGUAUGUAUGUAUACAUGGCUUCAUACGCCACCGCUUGGUGGCUAACGCCGUACUCCAUGCCGCCCACUUCCUCGGCCGCGCAAUCGCCCCAUGUCCCGUGUCAGAUGCGCACAAGCAAGCUACUCCCGCGAUGCUGAUCGGCGAAUCGAACUGUCCGUCAAGAUCAGCGGUAUUCCCUCACUUCACACAACAGCCUCUCUUGUCCUCUUCGCCGCCGAGCAUGCUGCGCGUCUAGGCGUACUCCUGCUUCUUCCGCUCUAGCACCUCGAAGAACGGCUUCUGUUCCUCCGCACAGCUCCGCCCUUC
Didymella exigua CBS 183.55 is the source of this 3230-nucleotide messenger RNA. RefSeq lists its product as uncharacterized. The record is from RefSeq and is a predicted model, not a curated record. NCBI's taxonomy places the organism in Eukaryota, Fungi, Ascomycota, Dothideomycetes, Pleosporales, Didymellaceae. Gene Ontology annotation, cellular component: mitochondrion. The coding region runs from base 426 to 2789 and encodes 787 amino acids. The transcript has a single exon.